Messenger RNA from Terrapene triunguis (Three-toed box turtle), 833 nucleotides. Its product is annotated as zinc finger protein 205-like. The annotation marks the transcript as partial. Gene Ontology annotation, biological process: regulation of DNA-templated transcription. The transcript has 9 exons. NCBI's taxonomy places the organism in Eukaryota, Metazoa, Chordata, Testudines, Emydidae. The record is from RefSeq and is a predicted model, not a curated record.
GCUGCUCCAGCCCUGCAGCCCGCGGGGCAGCGCGGAGGUACCAAAAAAGCAUCUGGCCCCUCUGGGAAAAGAGAGAGAAGCAGCCAAAGCUGAGAAGGAGCGGCACAGCGAGGAGCUGCUGAAACAGACGGAAGCCGAGAGGCAGAAGAUCGUCUGGGAGUGGCAGGAGCUGCGAGGGUUUCUGGAGGGGCAGGAGCAGCGGCUGCUGUCCCAGCUGGAAGAGCUAGAGAGAGCCAUUGUCCAGAGAAGGGAUGAGGGCAUCUGCAGCCUGUCCUGGGAGAUUUCCCUGCUCAGCGAGAGGGGAGGAGAGAAGGGGCAGCAGCCGCUGAGCCAGUCCCUGCAGGGUGCUGGGAGCACUGGGGGCAGGGAGGACGGGAUGUUUCGGAAGCCGGAGCCGGGGUUCAUGGAGCUGGAGAAGAGACUCAGUGAUUUCUCUCUGAAAAGUGCCAUGCUGCAGGAGGUGCUGCUGGGAUUCAAAGAGACGCUGCGACGGGGGCUGGGGAGCGACACAGCCAUCCCGAUGAUGAUUAAUUUCUGGGAAACAUCCUCAGCAGAAUUAUUUGAAUGUGUUGCACCGGAGAGUAAAGGUACAGAGGCAGUGGCUUGUGAGAAACAGGGCGGCAGAGUAACGCCCACCUUUGACUCCAGAUUGUCCCAGCCUCCCACAGGACAGGGAAGGGAACUGGCUGUAGUGGAGCCAGUCCAGGGGCCGGUGACCUUUGAUGAGGUGGCUGUGUAUUUCACCAGGGAAGAGUGGGCUCUAUUGGACCCCCGUCAAAGAGCCCUCUGCAGAGACGUCAUGCAGGAGAACAAUGAGAAUGUGACCUCACUGG